UUUGAGGCUGACUCCAGGUUCGCUGCAGCUGCUAUACAAGGUGCCUCAUGCGUAUUCUCCCUCUGUUACUGAAUCCUCAUGGUCCUGCGCUAGGCAGCGAUCUGGGUCUACUUGUUAGCGAAUUGCGCACGUCAAGACUCUUGUUCUUCAACGCCACUUAGAUAACAACACCAAACGUCCGCAUACAACCUCACCCCUGCAUUUACCAUCUUGGAAGCGUCCCCGCACUUUCUGGUCCGAAACGCGAUAUCGCAGCCUGAGUAGACAUGGACAUCGAUGCCGGCUCGUACCCUCACGAGCUGUUAGCCCUGCUUAUCAGCAUCUCAGAAGCCGAUUUUGUGUCCCUCGACCUGGAAUUUACCGGCAUACCAUCGCGCAUGCCAGGGAAAGAGCCCUGGAAGCCUCGCCAGGGCCAGGGAAGGAGAACGCUUGAGGAUCGCUAUCAGGAAACCCGGACUGCUGCAGAUCGCUACAACAUUCUUCAAGUUGGUCUAACGUGUGCACGCUUCGACUAUAUCGACAACAACUACGUUCUAAAGCCAUACAACAUAUCACUCAGCCCGCUCCUCAACGAGAACUACAAGCUUGAUAUUGAGCGCGAGAUUCACAUCCAGAGUGGCGCCGCUACCUUUCUUCUAGGGCAUGGCUUUGACCUGGGCGCUGCUUUCUCUCAAGGGGUACAAUAUCUCUCGCGAGAAGAAGCCUACAACGUCCAACGAAGGGUGAACGAGCGUCUAGAUAGAAAGCCUGAAGUCGAAGACAUGCAGCUGAAACCAGGAGACGUUCAGUCUCUAGACUUCGUGAGACGCGCUCGGGACGCCAUUGUCGCUUGGAAGGUGAACCCAGAGGACAAGGACCCGCUGGAGAUUACGACGCAUACUGGCCUUCCCAACCCACCUCCAAAUCCCGCCAUAUCGCGAUUUGAAAAGCGUUUGGUCCACCAGCUCGUUCGAGCUGAAUUUCCACAUUUCGUCACGAUAGGAAGACAAGAAUGCAUUCGCAUCAUAGUUUAUGACGAGCAGCGGGAAGAGGAGAACAAACGCAACAUCAAAAAUCGCGUGAAAGAACACAUCGCCAAGCAGACAGGCUUCCGUUGGGUAUUCGAAGCCCUGGCAGCCGAUGGUGACAUCCACGAGGCAGACCCUUACUACUUCGGUCGAUAUACGAAUGCACCGAUCAUUGCCGAGGGUACGGACGCCAAGGAGCGAUUUGAUCGAGCUCAAGAGCGUCUUCACAAACACCAAACUGUGCUCGUGGGUCACAACAUGUUCACAGACCUCGUCUACUUCUAUCGUUCGUUUGUAGGAGAGCUCCCAGCCACCCUAGACGGCUUCCGCUCGGCGCUUCAUAAACUGUUCCCCAGGAUCAUUGACACCAAAUAUCUCGCAACACACGCCGAGGGAGACUUAAACGCGUCCCCAACGUUGCAAGAAAUUGCUGACAAGCUUAACAGUCAGCUACUCCCAGACAUUGUGACACACCCCAGGCACUCAAAAUAUCACAAAGUAGCCAUGUUCCAUGAAGCAGGCUACGACAGCCUGCUAACAGCAACAAUACUCCUACGUCUGUCCGCCAAAAUGAACGCCGACCGCCGACCGCCAGGCUCACAAAGCCCCUCAAGUCCAUCCAGAAUACCGGACGAUGCUUCAGACAUAAGCUUCAAGACUGCAGCGGAGCAACCACACAGCAAGUCUCAAGCACCCAUGCCGUUGACAGACCGACUUCGACCUCCACAAGCAGAGAUGUUGGUUGUCAAGAAGAAGGCGAAGAAGGGAAAGAAGGGCAAGAGCAAGUAUGACAUCGUCCCGGCGCAAAGCCGCUUCCAGACUCGUAAUGCCUUUGAGCAACUUAGCCUCGACGAGCAGGGAACUUCAUCGCCUUCGGACGACGACCAAGGCGGGGUCGCAGUUGACUCCAACACGAUGCCCUCGUGGCAGGACAAAGCAUCCGAGCCGGACACGGGCGGCUGGGUCCCCAUCGAACAGAAAUCACGCGAGCCUAUGGAAAUGAUACCAGCAUGGGACACCGAGUUCUGGCAGUCGUUUGGAAACACGCUGCGCGUGUACGGCACGGAGGAAGCGGUCUUGAAGAUCGCUGGGUGGGACAAAUGAUGCGGUACCAUUCAAGGAAACAUGCUGCCUCAGGAGUGGUAUCCUCGGGCGGAGCUCGGUCUUGAUACAGCGAGUUUAGCCGCAUCAUUGCGUGUUUGCCAUUUGAUGGUUCUAGACUAGGCGUGUCGUUGUGUAUUUGCUUCUAGCGAAUGGUCGUAAAUUUUAGUUUGCUACAAUUGCAAAAGUGAGAG
Molecule: messenger RNA, 2302 nt
Organism: Paraphaeosphaeria sporulosa
Lineage: Eukaryota; Fungi; Ascomycota; Dothideomycetes; Pleosporales; Didymosphaeriaceae
Product: CAF1-domain-containing protein
Exons: 5
Coding region: 267-2111 (614 amino acids)
Biological process (GO): nuclear-transcribed mRNA poly(A) tail shortening
Cellular component (GO): cytoplasm
Molecular function (GO): RNA binding; poly(A)-specific ribonuclease activity
Source: RefSeq, a predicted model, not a curated record